This is a messenger RNA of Menidia menidia (Atlantic silverside), 2051 nucleotides long. Lineage: Eukaryota; Metazoa; Chordata; Actinopteri; Atheriniformes; Atherinopsidae. The record is from the annotation of a GenBank genome assembly.
GGGAAUUUAUCAUUACACAUUCAGCUGGACUACAGUGGAGGUAAAACUCGAAAAUGAAGGUGGUAACAUGUGAGAUAGCGUGGCACAACAAGGAGCCGGUGUACAGUCUGGAUUUUCAGCACAGCACAGAGGGACGCUUUCAUCGGCUGGCCACAGCUGGAGUGGACACCACAGUCAGACUGUGGCGGGUAGACAUGGGCCCAGAUGGGAAAGCAGCUGUGGAGUUUCUGUCUAACCUGGCCAGACACACCAAGGCUGUCAACGUCGUUCGCUUUAGCCCCAACGGAGAACUGCUUGCCUCAGGAGGAGAUGAUUCUGCGAUUUUGCUUUGGAAACUUAAUGACUCUAAGGAGCCUGAGCAGGCCCCUGUGUUCCAGGAGGAAGAGGAUGCGCAGCUCAACAAGGAGAGCUGGUCUGUGUUCAAAACCCUCAGAGGGCACAUAGAGGAUGUGUAUGACAUCUGCUGGACACGAGAUGGAAACCACAUGGUGUCUGGCUCUGUGGACAACACAGCCAUAAUGUGGGACAUCAACAAAGGACAGAAGUUGUGUAUAUUAAAUGACCACAAGAGCUACGUGCAGGGGGUGGCCUGGGAUCCUCAGGGCCAAUAUGUCGCCACUCUCAGCUGCGACAGGGUAAUGCGCGUGUACAGCACUCACACAAGGAAGAAGGCCUUCAGCAUCAGCAAAAUGAGCUCGGGGCCACUUGCAGAGGGGGAGAUCAAACAGCACAGAAUGUUCCAUGAUGACAGUAUGAGGUCAUUCUUUCGUCGCCUCUCAUUUUCACCAGAUGGGUCAUUCCUGCUUGCCCCAGCUGGAUGUGUGGAGGUUGGAGAAAACAUCAUAAAUACCACCUACAUCUUUUCCAGGAAAAGUUUAAAAAGGCCCAUCGCCCACCUGCCAUGUCCAACUAAAGCCACUCUGGCUGUUCGCUGCUGCCCUGUUUACUUUGAACUCAGGACCAAGAAAGGAGAAGAUGGCUCUAUCCAGACUCUUCCUAACACCUUCCAGCUGCCCUACCGCAUGGUGUUUGCUGUGGCCUCCGAAGAUUCCGUCUUCCUGUACGACACGCAGCAGAGCGCUCCGUUCGGCCUGGUGUCCAACAUCCACUACCACACGCUCAGUGAUCUCACAUGGUCUGGUGAUGGUUCCUUCCUGGCCGUGUCCUCCACAGACGGCUACUGCUCCUUCCUGUCCUUCUCUCCUGGUGAGCUGGGAACGCCACUGAAGGAGCCACCCACUUUGGAAGUAUUUGUCCCAAACAGUGGAGUUGAGAAGAAGGGAAAGAAGGCCACAGCGAGCAAAAAUUCCUCUCCCAAUUCCCAAACAUUAACACAAGCCCCAAAUCCAUCGGCCCAAACCAGCAUAAACAAAGAUGUCCCUCUCCCAACCCCUCCAGAGGAGAAGACCACACCGAAAGCCAUAUCCAAACCCCAGCCCCGUCGGAUCACCCUCAACACGUUAGAGGGGUGGGGUAAACCCGCGUCCACUAAAACCUCAGAACCCCUGGCGCCUCAGACCCCAGGGUCUGGGGCCGCGAGCGCACCACCCGCUCCCCAAGCAGCGCUCACCCCCCUCCCGCCCAACAGCGCCUCAACUAAGAAACGCACAGCACCGCUCACUCCCUGCACACCGAGAAACCCCAACGGCCCGAAUGGCGCUGGCCCCACCACCCCGAAGGCGCCCACCACCACCCCGAAGGCCCCCACCACCCCGAAAGCAGCCCCCACCACCCCGAAAGCGGCCCCCACCACCCCGACGGCCCCCACCACCCCGAAAGCGGCCCCCACCACCCCGAAGGCCCCCACUACCCAGAAGGCACCCACCACACCGAAAGCACCCACUACCCCGAAGGCCCUCACACCCAGGAGAGUGUCUUUGACACCGGUCGGAUCCCGGUCUCCAUCAGUUAGCUCACUUUUCAGUGCUUCUUCCUCCACAGAGAAGGCCAAACACGAGCGCCCGUCUCCUCCCACUGACAAAGUGUGCCAACCUCCAGAGUCCAAACGGCCCAAGACCAGCGACACCCCGGCAAAGCCCAGUGUCAGCUAG